This is a messenger RNA of Terrapene triunguis (Three-toed box turtle), 783 nucleotides long. RefSeq names its product rootletin-like. The transcript has 5 exons. Bases 217 to 783 code for a protein of 188 amino acids. NCBI's taxonomy places the organism in Eukaryota, Metazoa, Chordata, Testudines, Emydidae. The record is from RefSeq and is a predicted model, not a curated record.
UCUCCCUGCCCGGAGGUCACACGGGGGAGCGGGACUUAACCCUAAUCCCGAGUCCCCGGGCGCUGCGCUUUGGGUGCGGAGCAGGCGCUGCCCGGGGAAGAGCCCGUGGGGGGCCCCAGGCGAUGGGUCGCUCCUGAGCCGCUAGCAGCCGGGAAGAGGGGCUGGGCUGGGCUGGGCCGGCUGGCGGGGGGCUCGCGGAUCUCCCGGGGACCCCCCAUGAGCGCCCCCGAGCGCGCAGCGGACGCCGAGCUGAAGCUGGAGGCGGUGAUCCAGAAGCUGGAGAGCAGCGUGCUGACCUCAGGGGAGGGGAAGAGUCUUACCAUUCGGGGCAGCUCUGAGGACGCGCCCCCCACCCGCCUGCCCGCCCGGAUCCGAGAGAUCGUCGCCGAGAACCUGUCGGAGCAGGAGAGCCCAGCAGCCUGCCCUGGGGAGAUGUCGUCGCUCCUCUCCCUCCAGGAGGAGAACCGCCUCCUGCAGCAGGAGCUGUCCCGUGUCGAGGACCUGCUGGCGCAGAGCCGGGCCGAGCGCGAUGAGUUGGCCAUCAAAUACAACGCCAUCAGCGAGAGGCUGGAGCAGGCCCUGCGCCUGGAGACUGGGGAGCGAGAGCGGGAGUCGCUGGAGAACAAGAGCCUGGCCCAGCAGAACAUCGAGCUGCGGCGCCGCCUGGAGGAGGAACAGGCCGCCUACAAACGCAAGCUCCAGGCCUACCAGGAGGGCCAGCAGCGGCAGGCGCAGCUCGUGCAGAAGUUGCAGGCGAAGCUCGAGCAGGCACACCUGAGCUAG